Messenger RNA from Amyelois transitella, 1184 nucleotides. RefSeq names its product circadian clock-controlled protein daywake. The record is from RefSeq and is a predicted model, not a curated record. NCBI's taxonomy places the organism in Eukaryota, Metazoa, Arthropoda, Insecta, Lepidoptera, Pyralidae. The transcript has 5 exons. Bases 59 to 781 code for a protein of 240 amino acids.
CUCGACUGUGCGCUUGCGUUGCGUUUAGUCGACAGUGAAAAUAAAAUAAAAACAAAAAAUGAGUGCGUUAAAUUUUUAUAAUAUUUUCAUUUUAUGUAUGCAUUUGGCGGUGACUUGCUGGGCAUUACCAACGCAAAAAUGCAAAAUAGAAGAUGCGGCAUGCUUGAAGGCGGCUGCUCAGAGCAUGGUGCCAACUUUGGCUGCUGGCAUGCCGGAAAUGAAGACAGAACCUUUGGACAUCAUGCGAGUGGAAAGCAUCAAGGUCGAUCUGGCUGGGCUGAAGUUGAACAUAAAAGACGCUGAUGUUAAAGGCCUGAAAAAGACAGUUAUUGACAAGAUUAGCAUCGACAUGGCAAAAAAAGAGAUAUACUUGGUAUACCACGCAGAUAUACUGAUGAAAGGACAUUACAAAGCUUCAGGACGUCUUCUUAUCCUACCUAUAAGUGGGGAUGGAGAGACUGUCAUCAAACUAAAAAACUUACAAAUGGAGAUGACCAUUCCCUUCGAUAUUAUAAAAAAUUCUGAUGGGAAAGACGUGCUCGACCUGAAGAGCUACAAAUUCAAAUACGACGUUAAAACUAAUGCCAAUUUCCACAUGACGAACCUUUUCAACGGAAACAAAGUCCUAAGUGAUACAUUACACAACUUUAUGAAUGAAAAUUGGAAGGCCUUAUCUAUAGAGUUCGGGGCGCCUAUGUUGGAAUCUCCAAAUGCCAAAAUAUUUAACACCCUUAAAAAGUUCUUUAAAGCACAGCCCUUAGAAGAUAUUGCAGAGUAUUAAGCUAUACCAAAAUAUAAUAAAAUUGUUACGUUUGGAAAGGUUGUUGAUACUACUGGAUUAUUAUUUUUUACAACUAUUAUACUUAAAGACUAUUUCAUGAGUACUAUAAUUCUUGUAUUAGGUAUCAUAAAAAAAAUCCUAUAACAAAUAAACAUGCUAACAAUGAAAACAUUUAUAGUGGGCCACAUUGCAUUACCACCAUUUCUACUUCUAUUAGAGGAAGGUAAACGAAAUUAAUUCAUCUUAUUGGUAAACAAAAAAUUAUAUGUUUGAAUUAUUAGUAUUCUUAAUAUUUAUUAAAGUUAAAGUUGAUUUUGAUAUAGUAAAAUAAUAAUCCUAGUAUCUUACAAUUUUUUUAAUGAAAUUAAGUUAGUUUAAAUUAGAAAGAGGUUAUUUACUAAAA